Molecule: messenger RNA, 2096 nt
Organism: Megalobrama amblycephala (Wuchang bream)
Lineage: Eukaryota; Metazoa; Chordata; Actinopteri; Cypriniformes; Xenocyprididae
Gene: dele1
Product: DAP3 binding cell death enhancer 1
Exons: 12
Coding region: 122-1627 (501 amino acids)
Molecular function (GO): protein binding
Source: RefSeq, a predicted model, not a curated record
UGUUUAGGAUGGUUGCGUCAUUUCCGCCGUUCGUCCUUCCCUGAGUUCCUGUAACUCGUGACUGUCAGAGAGAAUCAUGGCGUGAGUUUAUUAACCCUCAUAAACACAGAAAACAGCCGCCAUGUGGAGGAUUCAGAGUUUAGUGGGCAGAGUGUUGAGCCGUUGUCAUGGAAACACUCAGCUGCGGCUCUCGCAGGGUCAUCACGUGGAGGAUGAGGUCAUCAACUCCUCCAUCCUGACCGGCGGACGACACGCGUCUGACAGCAGCAGUUCUCAGAGGGGUCAAGAUGAUCAGAAAAAGAAACGAACAUCUCAGUUCUGCUACUCUGGACUGCCGAGAUACACCGCUCUGGACGCCGUGGGCUGGGGCGCCGCUGCCGUUCUCUUCAUGCAGCUCUGUCGCAGGAUUCACUCUCGGUUCUCCUCUCAUGCGGAUCAGAACCCUGGACCGGCCCGGAUCAGAGACGUCGGACUCGUAGGAAAAUGCUCCUACAAGGUCCUGAUUGACAUCUUGUCCAGGGAGAAUGUUUUGUCCGGCGGCGUGACUGUGAGGUGCCUGCGGGGGGCGCUGCAGACUCCAGAGCAGAAUGACAGCAGCAGCAGCAGUAGUCAUAAUAAUAGUGGCAACAGCAGUGAUGGAGAUUCGACCUCUGACCCGCAGGUGGCACACACCUCUGCUCACCAGCAGGAGGAGACAGUGAGCGGCCCGUCCCACUCCGAAGAAACUCUUUUUCCUGAACAAGCGAAACCACAGGAGCGUCUCACACCCGAUGAAGCAGCGCAGAAUUUGAGACACGUGACGGACAGCAGCGUUCCCGUAAUCCUCAACAUCAUUGGUCUGGAGAGCGCUAAAGAGGGUGAUUACGAGACGGCGUUCUCGUGUUUUCUGGCUUCGGCUCAACACGACUACAGCAAAGCUCAGUUUAACGUGGGAGUUUGUUACGAGAGAGGACGUGGAGUACGGCGAGACCACAGCAAGGCGGUGCAUUACUACAGACGCGCCGCAGUCGCUGGCCACCAUCAGGCUCAGUAUCGCUGUGCUAAACUCCUCCUGAGCAGCAGAGGGCAGCAGAGCUCAGAGACCGACGCAGCAGCGGCACUGAACUUCCUGUACGCGGCGGCAGACGCCGGACUCACAGAGGCUCAGGUGUAUCUGGGUGUCGUGUUGUCUCAGGGUUCAGAGUGUGACGAGAAACAGUCCGUUCAUUAUUUCAGGAUGGCGGCUGAGCGAGGGGACAGCGGUGCUCUGGUGUGUCUGGCUCAGUGUUAUGAGAAGGGUUUCGGCGUGUCUCCGUGUGUCCAAACCGCCAUCACACUGUAUCAACAGGCAGCAGCCAGAGGAAACCAGCAGGCCAAAGACGUCCUGAGAGACAAACACAGCAGAGAGGUCCUGCGCUCGAUCCGAUCUGCUCCUUGCUUCUCUGUGAUUGGUCAGCUGAAUCUGAACUCCAUCGCUCCUCAAGAGACCAGAGAUGAGAAGCCCCGCCCACAGCAGCGAUCUGACUGUCAAUCACAGCCGCUUCCUCAUUCCUGGAGUACAGGAAGUCUGAGUGCGCUGCCGUCCAUCACGCUUCAGAUGUUUAGUGCUGACAGCAGCCGCAAGGUUUGGACGCUAGGGGUGCGAUAACGCCACAGAUGCUUAAUUACGAAUUCAUCUCUCUUCAGUUACUCUUUUUUUUUUUUUAUUGGUCCGCUGGUCAAAAUGAGUUGACAAAUACAAAAUAAAGCAUACGCACAAGCAUGUAGCUGUUAGAAACACACACGAUGGAAACUACCUGAGCGAGGCUCCGAUCUGACACAUGAAUGUUCUCUCGGAUUAUGAUAUUAUAGUUUACCUAUGAGAUGUGAUAGCUUUUGUUUCUGCCACUUUAAAAUUGUUUUGGGCAGUGGGAAUCUCUUUAUAAUGUGUUUGGUUUUGUAUAUAUUUGUGUGUUUGGUUAGGAAGAGUUUCUGUGAAAACUGUAGAAGCUUGUUUCUGCCAUGGAAAAAAUAUAUAAAAAAGGUAAUUGUGACUUUUUUUAUCUCACAAUUUUUAAUUUUGAGAUGUAAACUCUUGAGGAAAGUAGUCAGAAUUGGGAGAUAUAAAUUGCAAGAUA